AUGGCCAACGGCGCACCAGAGAAGACUCACACCGAGUCGCAAGUCUACCUGUCCACCAGAGGCGGCGAUUACGAUCUCUCGUUCGAAACCGUUGUCCUCAAGGGCCUCGCCGCUGACGGGGGUCUCUUCUUGCCGCAUGAGAUUCCCGCCGCGGAGAACUGGCGCAACUGGAAAGACCUCUCGUACGCCGAACUCGCCUUCGAGAUCCUCAGCCUAUACAUCUCGCGGUCCGAGAUCCCUGCCGACGACCUCAAAGCCAUCAUCGACCGAAGCUACUCGACGUUCCGCUCCGAAGAGGUCGCGCCUCUGGUUCAUCUGAAGGACAACCUAUACCUUCUCGAGCUGUUUCACGGCCCGAGCUAUUCUUUCAAAGACUGUGCCUUGCAGUUUCUGGGCAACCUCUUUGAGUACUUUCUCGUGCGAAAGAACCAGGGCAAGCAAGGAAAGGAGAGGCAUCAUUUGACUGUUGUGGGCGCAACAAGCGGCGAUACUGGAUCUGCUGCCAUCUACGGCUUAAAGGGCAAGAAGGAUGUCUCCGUCUUCAUUCUGCACCCCAAGGGCCGCAUCAGCCCCAUCCAAGAGGCGCAGAUGACGACCUGCCAGGAUGCCAACGUCCACAACCUGGCCAUUGAGGGAACCUUUGACGACUGCCAGGACAUUGUCAAGGCUCUGUUUGGCGACCCCGAUGCCAACGAGACGCUGCAGCUCGGUGCCGUCAACUCCAUCAACUUUUCACGAAUCCUCGCCCAGAUCGUCUACUACUUCCACUCCUACUUCUCUCUCGCCAAGCAGAAUUCGUCCUUCCAGGUCGGCGACAAGGUCCGGUUUGUGACGCCCACAGGAAACUUUGGCAACAUUUUGGCGGGCUACUUUGCGAAGCAGAUGGGUCUUCCCGUGGCCAAGCUAGUCGUGGCGACAAAUGAGAACGACAUCUUGCACCGGUUCUGGAUGACGGGCCGGUACGAGAAGAGCUCCGCUCAAGACGAGAACGGCUCCAAGGCCGAAAACUGCAAGGAAACGAUGAGUCCGGCCAUGGAUAUCUUGGUGUCCAGCAAUUUUGAGAGACUCAUGUGGUUCCUGGCGAGAGACUUUGCUGCAACUGUCGGCAUGGAUGAAGAGUUCAACAGGAAACAGGCCGGGCAAGAAGUCAGUGCCUGGUACAAGUCCUUGAAGACGACAGGCGGCUUCGGACCGGUACACGACGAGAUCCUGGAAAACGGGCGCAGGACGUUUGAGAGCGAGCGCGUGAGCGACGCGGAGACGGUGGACACGAUCAAGUCAUGGUACAAAUCGACAAAGUAUGUCCUGGAUCCGCACUCGGCGGUCGGCGUCACGGCUUCGGAGCGGUCGAUUGCUCGCGCGGGACCGCAGACGCACCACAUCUCGCUGUCGACGGCCCACCCGGCCAAGUUCUCGGGCGUCGUCACGCAGGCGCUGGGCGAGGAGCCCGGGUUCAACUUUGAGGAGCAGGUGCUGCCCGACGAGUUCAAGGCUCUGUUGACGCAGGAGAGGCGGGUGACGCUUGUGGACAAUUCGUGGGAAAAGGUGCGGGAGGUUGUCAAGGGCCAGGUGGAGGAGGAUCUCAAGGCCGAGAGCAGCUGA
Trichoderma citrinoviride is the source of this 1602-nucleotide messenger RNA. RefSeq names its product tryptophan synthase beta subunit-like PLP-dependent enzyme. The transcript is spliced from 10 exons. NCBI's taxonomy places the organism in Eukaryota, Fungi, Ascomycota, Sordariomycetes, Hypocreales, Hypocreaceae. The record is from RefSeq and is a predicted model, not a curated record. Gene Ontology annotation, biological process: L-threonine biosynthetic process. Gene Ontology annotation, molecular function: threonine synthase activity. The coding region runs from base 1 to 1602 and encodes 533 amino acids.